AGGGCGGAGCUUAGUAACUUUGCUCGCUUGUGGCUUUGCUCGCUUGUGGCUCUCGACGGUAGACGGACGACAGGACGGCGAUGACAAGCUUCAUAAGGAAAUCGUGAGCCCGUAUGAGGGUUCCAUUUCGAUCUUUUCAUUAGUGGGACGCCUCGAUUAGUCGGCCGGCAACAUGAUGCGCUUCCUGCUCCUCUUCAGUCGCCAGGGCAAGUUGCGCUUGCAGAGAUGGUACACUCCCAUGUCUGAUCGUGAGAAGAAGAAGAUCAUCAGGGACAUGACCACAGCCGUGUUGGCAAGGCAACCACGUACCUGUAAUUUCCUGCACUGGAAAGACCUGAAGAUCAUCUACAAAAGAUACGCAAGCUUGUAUUUCUGUUUGGCCAUCGAGCACCAGGAGAAUGAGCUGCUAGCUUUGGAGGUUAUUCAUCGCUACGUCGAGCUGCUGGACAGAUACUUUGGCAAUGUGUGCGAGCUCGACAUAAUCUUCAACUUUGAGAAGGCCUAUUUUAUCUUGGACGAGUUCCUCAUGGGAGGUGAGAUCCAGGAAACCUCCAAGCAGAUUGUGAACCGCUCCAUCGAAGCCUCAGACAUGUUGCAGGAGGAUGGCAGCAAUGAUUGGUAUGAGGUGGAGCUGUUUGGACCUUGAAUAUGGACAGACAGACGAUGGAGGAGUAUAUGAGCAAGCCGGCAUUUUGACACUGGAAAAAGGGGACAAAGUCAGCUCAGGACCUUAAUAUGCAAGCACAACAAUGACUUGCUUACAAGUCAUUUGUUUGUACCGCCGCAAAAGGGUGAGAAUAGUUCAUAGCUGUAGAGAACGCUAUUAAUAUAUUGCCAUUUAAAAUGUAUGAUUUGAGUCGAUUUCAUCAAAGCUAUUUCACAUUCCCAAAUGAAAUGUUGAUUGAUUUUUCAAUCUGUCUCACCUCAAA
Syngnathus typhle (broad-nosed pipefish) is the source of this 929-nucleotide messenger RNA. Its product is annotated as AP-1 complex subunit sigma-3-like. Gene Ontology annotation, molecular function: clathrin-cargo adaptor activity. Gene Ontology annotation, cellular component: intracellular membrane-bounded organelle; membrane coat; AP-1 adaptor complex. The record is from RefSeq and is a predicted model, not a curated record. NCBI's taxonomy places the organism in Eukaryota, Metazoa, Chordata, Actinopteri, Syngnathiformes, Syngnathidae. The transcript has 6 exons. The coding region runs from base 173 to 646 and encodes 157 amino acids. Gene Ontology annotation, biological process: vesicle-mediated transport; intracellular protein transport.